AUGGUCGGUCUGACAGCUUACUACACUCCUCUACCCGUCGACGUAGCCCUCAGCGAGCACUCACGCAAGUUCUACGAUGGGACGUACAAAUGGGAUUUAGAAGGCUUCACCGAUGACGCCGGAGUCUAUCGCGAAUUCGACUGCUACGACCCUGAUGCUCGUGCUCCCACACCCUUGCCACCGCUAUGCUUGAGCGACGACGAUCAAGAGGCCGGUGCAGUGGAGGAGAAGAUCCACGAUGGAGAAUACGAAACCGAGAGAAUGGAAGAGGACCCCGAAAUCUUCUCGUUCGCAUCAAAUGUCAAGAGCGCGGGUGGCGUUAUCACUUUACGACGUGAUGAGCUAUUUCGUGGUCAUGCUGAUAGAGAGCAUCUCAUUGGCAAAAUGGAGAGUGCAUUGAUCGAAAGCAGAACUUUUGCGAACCUAGUUAUCGACGAAAAGCUCCAACAAGGCACCGAUGAGGAAUCACCACAGAAGCCUACAACACGCGGCGUCGCACAAAAGGUCAAGAGUAAGAAGUCGGCGGCCAGGUCAAUCAAGGCGUCGCCUACGAUUGAGUCACUACAAACUGGCAGCUAUAUAAGGGGCACUGGGGAGGCAUCAAGGCGUCGGUCCACGAGACUUAGUAGCUCUCAAGGUGGCAAGUAG
Molecule: messenger RNA, 648 nt
Organism: Alternaria incomplexa
Lineage: Eukaryota; Fungi; Ascomycota; Dothideomycetes; Pleosporales; Pleosporaceae
Exons: 3
Coding region: 1-648 (215 amino acids)
Source: RefSeq, a predicted model, not a curated record